Messenger RNA from Verticillium dahliae VdLs.17, 5391 nucleotides. RefSeq lists its product as uncharacterized. Lineage: Eukaryota; Fungi; Ascomycota; Sordariomycetes; Glomerellales; Plectosphaerellaceae. Bases 1 to 5391 code for a protein of 1796 amino acids. The record is from RefSeq and is a predicted model, not a curated record. The transcript is spliced from 2 exons.
AUGGACUAUUCGCGCCUCCGCGCCACCGCCAUGCGGGAUGGCGAGGACGAAGAAGCCGUCACUGUCGAUACCAGAGCCCUCAUCGACAAGGUUCUUGCCCGCUACUCUGGCGAAUGGACAACUCUCCGAGAACUCAUCCAGAACGCCGCCGACGCCCAGGCCACGACCGUCAAGGUCAAGUGGGAGACGAUGCCCUCCACCUCUGUUGCGCUGCCCAACACGACCGAUCGCUCCGAGCUCCUCAAGCACGUCAUUACAAAUCACACGCUCCGCCGCCUCGUGGUCCAGAACGACGGCCAACCCUUUACCAAGACAGACUGGGGGCGGUUGAAGAGGAUAGCCGAGGGCAACCCCGACGAGACCAAGAUUGGUGCCUUUGGCGUGGGCUUCUACAGCGUCUUUGCCGACUGCGAGGAGCCCUUUGUGAGCUCGGGCAACGAGGCCAUGGCCUUCUACUGGAAAGGAAACGCCCUGUUCACCAAGAAGACGACGCUGCCCGCCGACCAGCAGUCUCCCGAUACCAUCUUUGUGCUCGACUACCGCAACACGACGACGCCUCUCCCCCAUCUCCUCUCUGUCAGCCAGUUUCUGGCCACAAGCUUGACGUUUGUCGCCCUGCAGCACGUCGAGUUCUGGAUCGACGACUACAAGGUCUUGUCCCUGCACAAGAAGGCCUCGCCCAGUGUAGAGGUGCCCAUACCAAGGGACCUCGAGACGCGGACCCGCGACGGCCUCAUGACGGUACACACCGUCGACCGGACGAGUGCACAGAUCGACGCCUCUUUUAUGGGCGUCAUUGGCUGGAAGCCCAGGGCGACCGCUGCCAAGCAGUCCGACCAGUACGGCAUGGGCGCCGAGGUUCCCUCUCUGAGAAGCUUCUUCUCUAGGCUGACGUCGAGUGCCUCGCAGGCUGGCCUGCGUGGCAAGGCGCACAAGGAGGAAGCCGUCGCCCAGGAGACCAUCUCGGAGGACGUGACCAAGGCGUCAAGCUCCUCCAUCUUCCUCCGCGUCACGUCCGCGGUCAUCAAGACCAAGGUGUCUGCCUCCUUCUCGGCAGAACUGGAACGUGCCACGAAGAAGCCGCCUCCGAAGACGACAAAAUUGUCCAUCCUGACUUCGUCAUACGACGAGACGCAGGCGACGGAGAGCUCGAGUUCCGACGUCAUCUCUAAAUCAGCCGACGUCUUUGCGUCUGUCCUGCCGAGCAAGAAGCCCGGCGGCCGGAUCUUCAUCGGCUUUCCCACGACGCAGACAACGGGUGCGGGCAUGCACAUCUCGGCACAGUCUGUCAUUCCGACCGUGGAGCGUGAGGCCAUUGACCUGAACGCACGCUGGGUCCGUUCCUGGAACAUUGAGAUGCUUCGGGCUGCCGGUAUCAUGACGCGGCUGGCGUUCGCCAACGAGAUGAGUGAUCUUGACCUGAAGGUCAGGAGGGCCGCCGACAAGGGUGGCAAGAUUACGAAUAAGGACAUUGCCAAGUUCAUGCCUGAAGCCAUUCACAUCUUGAAGACGUUUACCUUUGGUGACUCGACGCCCAGCGGUCAGGUGGCACAGAUCAUCGAGGAAGCCUUCUGGACGUCGUAUCGUAAGGCCUCCAUUGAGGUCUUCUCUUCGCGUGGUGUCAUGCAGACCUCCAAGGUGCGGAUCGGAUCCGAGGAGCUCAGCAAAUUCGUGGAUAGCAUCCCCGUCGUGCCUGUGGAGCUCAAGAACGACCCGUUCGUCAAGAAGCUGAUCGAUUUUGGGCUGAUCAGUUCGAUCACGGUGGAGGACGUGCGCAAAGAGCUCGAGACCAAGGCUAUGAAUCGGGAGCAGCUGAUCAACUUCAUCAGCUGGGCUGGUAAGAGAGCACUCAACGGCGAGCUGGAUCCUGCGAGCAAGUCCAGCCUGCUGGAUGUUGCGGUGGCGACCGUGUCACAAGACGGUAGCGAUCAGGGUGAGAUCAUUGCUCUCGGGUCCAUCACAAACUUCCUCGUGGUCAACAAGAUCCCUGCGCACGCCCCUAUACCGCCCACCACCAUCCCUCACGCCUUUACCAGCAGUUGCGCGCCUCCGGAGCUGCAGGCGCUCGGCUGGGAGCCACUCGAAGUCUUGCCCUGGCUGAGGUUCCUGCUCAUGUCCCUCUCUGACAAGGCAGACGACCAGAACAUGACGAAGACGCCCAAAUUCGCUCUCCAAGUGCUCCUCAUCUUGUCCAAGGCGUGGGAUAAUCUGAACCCAAAGCACAAGUCUGCCGUCAUCGGUCUGCUGCAAGCGCACACGGUCAUGCCGACGAAGCUGGGCAUGCGGAAGCCUACCGAGUCGUUCUUUGCGACCGUCAAGCUCUUUGACGACCUGCCGGUUAUUGAGCAUUGUCAAAACCUCAAGGAGAAGUUUCUCGUUGCCAUUGGCGUCAGGAAAACGCUCGAUCUCGAUACCAUCUUCACCAGGCUCCUGAGUCCCACCGCAAACGGCGAAGAGAAGCGAUGGAGUCACCUCGAACUCAUCAAGUACCUGGCAUCUGUCAAGGAUGACAUUCCCGCGGCGGAUAUGAAGAAGCUGAAGGAGUCGCGCAUUUGCCCCGCCGAGGCUGGCCCCAAGGGCUUGGAACCGACCAAGGGCUCGACUCAGCUGUACCGCGUGUGCGACUUGUUUGAGCCCAAGGAUUCGCACAGAGCUCUCGGUCUGCCGCUGCUGCAGUGGCCCGGCCCUCCAGGCAGCUUCCGGGCCUCCGGCACGGAGGGACUGUUCCUCGCGACUUUGGGCUUGCGGGCGUAUCCUUCGGUGCCCGAGCUCGUAGAACUGAUGACGUCGCAAGACGAGGCGCUGCGUGUUCAAGCCAUGACCUUCUUCAUCGCCAACCACCACAUCCACGGGUAUGGGUCGUUCAACCUGGCUGGCAGCCAAAAGGCAAUUCUUCCUGUCCAGGGCGACGAGAAGAAGCGCGUCAUUCCGAGCAUGUGCUUCACCAACGAGGCUGCUGCGAUUCUGCACUUUGACAUUCUGCGAAAGGACCUUCACAUCCACGCCAACAAGUUUGGCGUCCUGAAGGAGCCGCCCAUCUACGAGUGUGUGUCGCGCUUGCUGGCCAGGCCACCGCAAGAUGAGCAACAGGCUGCCAAGCUCUUUGCCUACUUUGCCCUUCGUAUUGCUGACCUCGGAGAACAAAGUUUGUCGAGACUGCGGGACGCCCCCAUCGUCCCCGUGCGUCGCCCCGCUCGCGACGGAGCGGUUGCGAGCAAGGAGAAGCCGGGUGCCGGUGGCAGCACGUUGACGCUCAUCAGCCCCCAGCGGGUGUACCUGGGGAGCUCGACGACCUAUGGCAACAUCUUUGACUUUGUCGACUUUGGCGGCGACGCCAACGCGUUCCUCUUCAAAUGCGGCGCCAAGACGGAGCCGACAAAACCAGAGCUUGCGCAGCUUGCGUGCAGCGAGCCGGCGCGGCUGCUGAGCAUCUUGCAGAGCCCCGACAAGUACAUGACGCUGCUCCGGUCUCUGGCGGAGAGUCUCCCCCAGCUCAAGAGGGACAAGGAACUCUUCAGGAAAAUGUCGGUGUCGCCGUUCCUCCUCGGUGCCAAGGAAAUCCCAUCCACGACGCAGGGUCCUCUUGUCGAUGUGGAGGAUGAGGAGGCCCCCAUCAAGCAGUAUCAGCUGGCGUCGGCGAACCGCAUCGUCCUGCUCGACGACAUUAUCAGCUACCGCCUGUUCAAGGAUCAUCUGCUCACGGCGCCGGAGGAUGAAGCGCUCGAGAACUUUUACCUGGCUCUCGGUGCGCAGAACCUUAGCAGCCUCGUCGAGGAGAACGUCAGGAUCGGUCCCCACGUCGAUAAGCAAGACAGGGCGGCAGCCCUCCGGAAACACGUUGUGGAGCGCAGCAAGAUCUUCCUCCACGAAUACGCGACCUACCGACGGGAAGCGUUCAAACAUGACGCCAAGUGGCUCGAGAAGAACCUCAUCGUUGAACUCGUGACCAACGUGGCGCUCAGACGCACGUUGCGAGGUCAGAGCAAGACGCACACGGAGAAGCGCUCGGCGGCGAGCGUGCAGACGCGGGCGGGCUGGGUCUUGUACGUCGCCGCCGACGGCCAGCCGGACAUGUAUCAGGUGGGCCAGGCCAUCUGCCAGCUGCUCUUGACGCGGCACAACCAGCAGGCCUACCUCUUUUUCGAGCCGUUCCUGACCCUCGACCUACUCGGCUUGCGGGCCCGCGGCUACAACGUCGACCGCAUCCUGCGAGCGAAGGCUGCGGAGGCGAGGAUCGCCGAGGAGGAGAGGCGCAAGGCGCUGGACGCAGAGCAGAAGCGCAUCCAGGACAGGGAGCGGCAAUGGGACCAGCAGCAGGCUCAGGCGGCCGAGGCUGCGCGGCACACUGCCAAGACACCCGAGCCGGUCAUGCCGGGUUCGUUCGGACACGAGAGCCCCGAGGAGGGUCAGCGUCCGCCUAGCUUGAUGCCACCGACGAGAAAGAACAAGGGCUUGUUCUCCAACCUGACGCGGCGGCUGGGAUUCGACGCACCCGAGGACGACGACGACGACGACGACAGGCGCAACGGCCAGCUUGACAAGCCGGCGCAAGACGGCCGACAGCUUCUGCCGCCGCCGCCUGGUCCUGGUCCGUCCACCGGCGGCGGGCAGAAGGGCAAGGAUGAUGGCAGGGUGACGAGCCCGGCCACCGUAGAGCAGAACCUUCUGAACGCCAUCAACUCGACGCGGUCGCACGACUCGAACCAGCUCUUCUCGCCGCCGAGCAUGAACGAGGUCAAGGAGCAGGCGACGUACUGCGACAGCACGUCGGCCAAGAACAUAGCCUUCGCAGCCGAGGCCUCCAACGGCAUGAAGGUCUUCACGUCGCGCGACAUGACGCUCGAGCCGGGGCCCUUCCUGCAGCGGUACGCCGGCGCCAUCAACGCCUUCGCGGCCCUGCUCACCGAGGUCGGCGGCGUCUACGCGCUGUCGCCCAAGGUGCUGCACAUUUUCUACGACGACAGGGGCGGCACCAUUGCCUUCAACAGCAGCGGCAGCAUCUUCUGCAACCUGCGCUUCUUCCUGCAGCUGCACGCCGACAAGCUCACGGGCGCCAGGCAGGGCGAGGCCAAGGCCGAGGCGGCCGUCUGGUGGUGGGUUGUCAUGGCGCACGAGCUGGCGCACAACCUCGUCCAGAGCCACGACUCGGACCACAGUUACUACACCGAAUCCUUCAUCCAGCAGUACUUUGCCAAAAUGGUCGCCAAGACGGCCCAGUGGUCCGCGAAACCCCUUGCCGCCGCGUCGGCCCUCGCCCGCGCCCCCUCGGCCGCGUCCGCGACGUCCUCGUCAUCACGGCUUGCGGCGGCGCCGGCUCCGCCUCACGGAGUACCGCCGCCGCCGCCGUACAGCGAGACGGGGAGACAGCAUAGAUAUAACCCCUUUGAUUAG